AUGGGUGAAACAAAGAAACGAUCUUCCUUUCAAACCAGGAAACCCAGCAAGAAACCAAAGAAGAAGACUUUCCAGCUAAACCACCUCCCUGGUUUGUCUGAAGAUUUGAAGACUAUGAGAAAGAUCAGAUUCGUUGUGAAUGAUCCUUACGCUACUGACUACUCAUCCAGCGAAGAAGACGAAAUGAUUCUUCAGAGAAAGAAACGUUACGUCUGUGAGAUCGACCUUCCUUUCUCUCAAGCCACUGCUGCUCAAGCAGAAUCUGCGAGCUCAUAUUGCCAGGAGAGUAGCAAAAAGGUUUUGAGCAGCAAAACCUUGAAAGUCGGUAGUGUCUCGACGAAGCCUGUUGGUGUUAGGCAGAGGAAAUGGGGCAAAUGGGCUGCUGAGAUCAGACAUCCAAUCACCAAAACAAGAACUUGGUUAGGUACUUACGAGACUCUUGAACAAGCAGCCAAUGCUUACGCUACUAAGAAGCUCGAGUUUGAUGCUUUGGCUGCUGCUACUACUACUUCUGCUGCUUCCUCUGUUGUGUCUCCUUCAGAUUCUGAUUCUCUGGUCUCAGCCUCAGGCUCCAAUGUUGAAGCUGUGUCAAGCAUUGAUCUUGACAAGAAGCUGUGUCAAGCUGGUGAAUCAAAGAAAUCAUCUUUCGGUUUCGACUUUGCUGAUCUACAGAUUCCUGAAAUGGGUUGCUUCAUUGACGAGUCUUUGAUUCCAAAUGCUUGUGAGCUUGACUUUCUCUUGACAGAAGAGAACAACAACCUGUUAAUGGAUGAUUACUGCGGCAUAGAUGAUCUCAACUUCAUGGGUCUUGAAUGUGACGGUCCAAGCGAGCUUCCGGACUAUGAUUUCUCAGACGUGGAGAUCGAUCUUGGUCUCAUUGGAACAACCAUCGACAAGUUUGCAUUCGCUACUACUACUACCACUCCUCUUAAUAUUGCGUGCCCAUAA
This is a messenger RNA of Microthlaspi erraticum, 948 nucleotides long. The record is from the annotation of a GenBank genome assembly. Lineage: Eukaryota; Viridiplantae; Streptophyta; Magnoliopsida; Brassicales; Brassicaceae.